This is a messenger RNA of Phaedon cochleariae (mustard beetle), 6153 nucleotides long. Lineage: Eukaryota; Metazoa; Arthropoda; Insecta; Coleoptera; Chrysomelidae. The record is from the annotation of a GenBank genome assembly.
UGCCAACGUCAUCGGCCGCCAUGAGCACCCCAAAAACAGGGGUUGGUUUAGUGUUGUUGACGUGUUUCCUCCAUUCGAUAAGGGCUACCGGAGAAAAAAUACCCCUUGGUGCCAUCUUUGAACAAGGCAAUGACGAUGUGCAAACCGCAUUCAAGUUUGCCAUGUUGCAGCACAAUCAAAACGUAUCGACGAGAAAAUUCGAGUUCCAGGCCUACGUUGAUGUCAUCAAUACAGCAGAUGCCUUCAAACUCUCACGACUCAUAUGCAACCAGUUCUCCAGAGGAGUCUACUCAAUGCUGGGAGCAGUAUCUCCAGACUCUUUUGACACUUUACACUCCUAUAGUAACACCUUCCAAAUGCCUUUCGUUACACCAUGGUUCCCGGAAAAGGUGUUGGCACCCUCAUCUGGCUUCAUGGACUACGCAAUUUCUAUGAGACCGGAGUAUCACAAGGCUAUAAUCGAUACAGUAAAGUAUUAUGGAUGGAGAAAAAUUAUUUAUUUGUACGAUUCCAAUGAUGGAUUGCUACGGCUUCAGCAGAUAUACCAAGGCCUGGUUCCAGGAAGCGAAAGCUUCCAGGUCUCGACAGUGAGAAGGAUCAGCAACGUCAGCGAAGCCCUAACAUUUCUAAGAGGCAUAGAAGAACAGUCGAGAUGGACGAACAAGUAUGUGGUAUUGGACUGUUCUGCAGAAACUGCCAAAGAAAUUGUCGUCAGCCACGUUAGAGAUAUUUCGCUGGGGAGGAGGAACUAUCACUAUCUUCUAUCUGGGCUGGUUAUGGAUGAAAGGUGGGAAAGUGAAGUGGUGGAAUAUGGAGCAAUGAAUAUAACAGGCUUUCGAAUAGUGGACAGUUCCAAACAAAACGUCAGAGAUUUCCUAGAAGGUUGGAAACGCUUAGAUGCCACCCAACAACCAGGAGCAGGAAAAGAUAGUAUUUCCGCUCAAGCGGCUUUGAUGUACGAUGCAGUAUUCGUUCUGGCGGAGGCCUUCAAUAAGGUGCUCAGAAAAAAGCCAGAUCUCUUCAGGAACAACGUGAGAAGAGGAGUGAACUACAGUAAUAGCACCACGAAGGCAUUGGAUUGUAAUGUGAAUGGCGGUUGGGUCACCCCUUGGGAGCAUGGGGAUAAAAUUUCUAGGUUCCUCAGAAAGGUGGAAAUAGAAGGAAUCACUGGUGAAGUGAGAUUCAGCGAGGAAGGCAGAAGACAGAACUACACCCUUCAAGUUGUUGAGAUGACAGUCACUAGUGCCAUGGUCCAAGUAGCCGAAUGGAAUGACGAGACUGGCUUGAGCCCAGUUGCUGCGAAAUAUGUCAGACCAAAAGCCAAUGCCUACAUCGAGAAGAACAAGACGUAUAUAGUCACGACGAUAGUUGAAGAGCCAUACAUUAUGAUGAAAACUCCAGAACCGGGAGAAAUUCUCAAUGGAAAUGAUCGUUUUGAGGGAUACUGUAAGGAUCUAGCCAAUCUGCUAGCUAAAAGACUUGGCAUCAAUUUUGAACUCCGAAUCGUUAAGGAUGGCCAGUAUGGUGCUGAAAAUCACGAAGUAAAAGGUGGCUGGGAUGGUAUGGUCGGAGAGUUGGUACGCCAGGAAGCAGAUAUGGCCAUAGCUCCAAUGACGAUAACUUCAGAGAGAGAACGAGUCAUCGACUUCAGCAAACCGUUCAUGUCCCUAGGAAUUUCCAUAAUGAUCAAGAAACCCAUGAAACAGAAACCUGGAGUCUUCAGCUUCCUGAACCCUCUCUCGAAAGAGAUAUGGGUUAGCGUUCUUUUCGCCUAUGUGGGAGUCAGCAUCGUCCUAUUCGUGGUGUCCAGAUUUUCUCCCUACGAGUGGAGGUUGCUGCACCUGACAGGAGAUCCAAGAGACCAGCCGGUCCACAACACCAACCACAGCGGCACCAUGGCCAACGACUUCACCAUGCUGAACUCGCUGUGGUUCGCCCUGGGCGCCUUCAUGCAGCAGGGCGGGGAGCUGUCGCCCCGCUCCGUCUCCGGGCGCAUAGUGGGCGCAUGCUGGUGGUUCUUCACGCUCAUCCUCAUCUCCAGCUACACGGCCAACCUGGCGGCGUUCCUGACCGUGGAGCGUAUGGUGGCGCCCAUCAAUUCGCCAGAGGAUCUGGCCUCGCAGACCGAGGUGGAGUACGGCACGCUGUACCACGGAGCCACGUGGGAUUUUUUCAGGAGAUCCCAGAUCACCCUGUACUCCAAAAUGUGGGAAUUCAUGAACUCAAGGAAGCACGUCUUUGUCAAAACGUACGACGAAGGCAUAAAGAGAGUUAGAACGUCGAAAGGCAAGUUUGCUCUGUUGAUAGAGUCACCCAAAAACGACUACAUCAACGAAAGAGAGCCCUGUGAUACCAUGAAAGUUGGCCAAAACCUGGAUACCAAAGGCUUUGGGAUAGCCACCCCCUUAGGAUCUCCCUUAAGAGAUACUAUAAAUCUUGCUGUCCUCAGCCUCAAAGAAAAUGGCGACCUAACCAAACUGAAGAACAAAUGGUGGUAUGACCGAACAGAAUGUCUGCGUGAUAAACAAGAUGCUUCUAGAAACGAACUAUCGCUUAGCAACGUAGCAGGGAUAUUCUAUAUCCUCAUCGCAGGACUCUUCAUAGCAAUGGCUGUAGCUAUGUUGGAAUUCUGCUACAAAUCUCAAUCAGAAGCUAAGAGAGCAAAGAUACCUCUAGGAGAUGCAAUGAAAGCCAAAGCAAGACUGACCAUAGGUGUAGGAAGGGACUACGAUAAUGGAAGGUACUACACACCGGCCAAUCAAGUAGCUGGAGUAACUGAACCAGAACAGCCGCACAGCAACACUCACACUCAAGUGUGAACGAUGCCGAUUACCGAAUGAUCGGUAUUAUCGAUAACCAGUUAUGUUUCGAUUUAGGUGUUUGUACAGUCGAUUGAGAGAGCUUUGAAUGCUCAUCUGUGAAACGGUGUCAUUUGAUCACUAGGUUCCCCAUACUUGAGAUGUUUAUAAGUUGACCCCAUACUAUACUAUACUCAAUGUUAUGCAUGGUGAUCGAUCGGUUAUACCUUUUCAAGUUCAAAUUUAGACAAAACACAUCGACAUUGAUAAACAAAUCCAAAAUACGCAUACUUGAACACGAUUAGAUUCAGAAUAAGCAUUUCAAACUUGGGAAUUAAUGUAUUCAAAUUCGUUUAACACAGUUGAAUUGGAUACCUAUUUAAUUUAUGACGAAACAGCAUCGAAUUGGAAAACUACAAAUUGGAAUUGUCAAUAACUAUUGUGUGAAAGACGAUAUUUGAAUGAAAUGAAAAUGAUUUUAAACAGAUAUUUGUUGCCGCAACUCUUAUAUUUGUUAUGUUAUCAAGGAAUAUGUUGUUAUUUCAAAUAAACCAUAUUGUGGAACAGAGUCAACAGAUACAUAGAUACAAACAACAGAUAUAUUUUUUAUAUCCAUUAUCUAGUUGCAUUUUCCAUCUUCCAUACUGUCGCUUUGAUUCUGGUAGAAUAUAGGGAUAUUAUCAGCUGUCCUAGAAUGUGUGAUUAUACGUUCACAAGCCAAUAAUCUUGAAUCAUUUGGAGAAUUAAAUUUUUUUCAAUAUCUUUCGGUUCUGAAAUUUGAUUCUUGGAGAUUCAUCAUUAUUAUAAAUAUUAUUCAUCAAAAAAGUUUGUUAAAUCUGAUUACCGAUACAAUAUGAAAUAUUGUUACUGAAUACUUCGCUACUUAAUUUAUACUGUUAUUGAUCAUUUCAAUCAACAUAUUGUGUUCACUGUUGAGUCGAAUCGAUAAUGAGUUAAAGCAAAUGAAUUUUCAAUUGAAAGAAUAAAAAUAUUUUGUAGGUAGUCGUUACGAUAUUUUGUAGUAGAUAUAUGACACUCAGAUUUUGUUAUGUUCCUAGAAUUUUUGUUGAUUCGUUUUUUCCUUUUUCUCCCUGUGGUGAUGGAAGGGGUAGACGAAAACCCCUAAUCGAUUGAUGUAGAAUCGUGUCGAAAUAAAAACAGGGGAGAAUAGGAUCAAAAUGAUCAAAAUCCAAUGUUUGUGUGUUUAUUCAUUCAGAAUUGGUCAUUUUUAUUUCGAAAAUAAUGAAAUUAGUCUCAAUUUCAAUUUGCAAAUUAACAAUUUUGAUGUGUUGAAUCCAAGUUCCUUCAUCCAUUCGAGUUUAUCUUCAAUUUGAAAAUGGUAAGUCUCGAUUUGAAUUGGAAAAGGUUCAGUAAUAGCAUCUAUCCCGUUCAAUUUUGCACACUAGAAUUGGAAUAAGUGAUUUUUGCAUUUCUUUUAAUUACACCAAAAGAAAAUCAUCUUGUCAUGACAGAAAUAUAAAAAUAUUUCUCAUUGAAAUUUGACUAACGGCUUAACAAUAUCAGAUCAGGUUGAUAUAUUUAUAAUGAUUGAUAUUUUAUAUUACCGAACUACGCUUAUACUCAUUUUACUUGAUUUUUUGGGAUUUUCUCUCUUCGUUUCUAUAAAAUGAAAAUAUUCGUAUUAUUUCAAUAUAUUUGUAGAGGGACAAAUCAGAUGAUUUGCCCCAAAAUGUCACUGCGUUUAACAAAUUUUUCUAUCAGGGAGUCUAAAAGAAAAAUCCAGUAGCUUGUCAGUGACAAUUUGUUUGAGGAAAUGUUUGAAGGAAAGAAAUAUAGAUAUAUUGAGAAAAUAUCGAAUUUUUACUUAAAUUUGGACGUUUCGGGACCGAUUCUUCUGCCGUUCUCAACAUGUGAAUGCAAAUUAUGUUUCUUUGAAAGUUGUGUUGCUUAUAGUUUGACACUUUUCAGUGUCAUACUGAUAUAAAUGAGUGAUUUUAGUCUUCAAAUGAGUUACAGGAUGUUUUCAUUAAUUAUUCUUCAACCCAACUCAUAUCCAAGGAACUUCAUUGAUAGACCGAUUCACCAAAUUGAAAACAAACAAAAUACACCACAACAAAAACAACCAUCAAUAACGACGAAUAUAAUACCGUACAUUCUCGGCAUAUCUGAAAAAAUAAAACGUGUUGGUGAUAAGUUCCAAGUGAAAACUGUGUUCAAAAUUGAAAAUACAAUGAGAUCCAUUCUAACUCAAACAAAGCCAAAAAAUGAAGAACAAUCAUCUAAAAAUUGUAUUUACAGUAUACCUUGUGUUUGUGGAAAGUAUUAUACAGGUGAAACGAAAAGACCUCUCUCAGUAAGGACUAAAGAACACGAGUACAAUAUCAAGAAAAGACAUAUCGAUAAAUCGAAGCUAACUGAACAUAUCCUUACUGAAAAUGGACAACAUAUGGCAGAGUGGAAUAAUAUCAAAAUCAUAGGGAAGGAAGAUAACAACCAAGGAAGAAAAAUAAAGGAAUCCGCUUGCAUUCUUCUAAACGGAGACAAUAGCAUUGCUUCCUGUUCAGUUGAUAUAGAUAGAACAUGGUAUUCACUACUGAAAACUGAUCAUGAAAAUGGUGGAUUCAAGAUCAAUUAAUGAAAACAUCCUGUAACUCCUUUGAAGACUAAAAUCACUCAUUCAUAUGCCAACAUCAGUAUGACACUGAAAAGUGUCAAACUAUAAGCAACACAACUUUCAAAGAAACAUAAUUUGUUGAGAACGGAAGCAGAAUCGGUCCCGAAACGUCCAGAGAUAAGUAAAAAUUCGAUUUUUUUCAAUAUAUCUAUAUUUUUUUCCUUCAAACAUUUUUUCAAACGAAUUGUCACUGACAAGCUACUGGAUUUUUCUUUUAGACUCCCUGAUAGGAAAAUUUGUUAAACGCAGUGACAUUUUGGGGCAAAUCAUCUGAUUUGUCCCUCUACAAAUAUAUUGAAAUAAUACGAAUACUUCUAUUUUAUAGAAACGAGGAGACAGUAUUUACGCUUAUACUGUUUCAUACACUACGUAUACUUCAUUUUAAUCAGAUAUUUUUACUCUGUCGACUAUUGAUUCAUCUUAUAUUUGCAUACACUCUCAGUAUGUCCAUGUAUUUUCAUUCAAUCAAAAUAAUAAUAAUGUAUCGAAUAAUCAAAAUGAAAAUAUCAAACAUAUCCAUGAAAUUCUCUCUCGGCGUUGUUUUGACUGGACAACACCCCUAUGAGUAAUAAAAAUGCAAACUAAUGAAAAUUCAAAAUGUUUUUACCCAUAUACAUAUACAUAUACGUGUCAUGUUUUUACCUGAAUGUUGUGAAUGUUAAAAAAGUUUGUCAAUUUAGUAUUCAACUGUAUUAUUAAACAUUUGUUUGUUGUACUAUA